GCCCAUCGUCUGGACGUCAGGGAAGGGCGGGUCGGUGUGCUAGUGCGCUUGCGCGGCGUUCUGGCUCGUACCCCUGCAGCGGUGGAUAAUAACAGCAAGCCCCAUCAUGUUGCUGUGCAGUGUCAAUGCAGCUGCAAGGAGAGCUUCGUGCUGCCCAAUGGGGGAGCUGCCAUAUUAACAGGGGGACCAUAGGCGUGCAGAGUGUGUCGAUUAAGGAACAUAUUACUGGAACUUCUAGCCAAGGAUUUGCACUGGAUUCCUAGCAGCCAUCUCCCGGAAAGCCUGCACCGUGCCCUCGCCUCCCUCCCUUUCCUCUACUGCAUGGAUAUGUCUUUGGUGGCAGUGAAGAUGUGCUGUUUAUUUGGUUUGGACGUUUUGUUAUGAGGACAACUAUUGGCUAAGGCUGGAUUAAUAUUUUCUUACCUGAAGCAGCAUGGCAGGUUUCAAGCGUGGAUAUGAUGGGAAAAUAGCUGGACUUUACGAUCUUGAUAAAACCUUGGGCAGAGGACACUUUGCUGUGGUCAAGCUUGCCCGCCAUGUCUUCACUGGUGAGAAGGUAGCCGUUAAAGUCAUUGACAAGACCAAAUUAGACUCUUUGGCGACAGGACACCUUUUCCAAGAAGUUCGAUGUAUGAAGCUCGUACAGCACCCAAACAUAGUCCGUCUGUAUGAAGUCAUCGAUACACAGACCAAAUUAUAUCUCAUUCUGGAACUUGGCGAUGGAGGUGAUAUGUUUGACUACAUAAUGAAGCACGAAGAUGGUCUUAGUGAGGAUCUGGCCAAGAAGUACUUUGCACAAAUAGUUCACGCAAUAUCAUACUGCCACAAGCUUCACGUGGUGCACAGGGAUCUAAAGCCGGAGAAUGUGGUCUUCUUCGAAAAGCAGGGGCUUGUAAAAUUAACAGAUUUUGGCUUCAGUAACAAGUUCCAGCCUGGGAAAAAGCUUACAACAAGCUGUGGAUCAUUGGCUUAUUCUGCUCCAGAGAUAUUGCUGGGAGAUGAAUAUGAUGCUCCUGCAGUGGAUAUUUGGAGUCUUGGAGUAAUCCUUUUCAUGUUGGUAUGUGGAACUCCACCAUUCCAAGAAGCCAACGACAGUGAAACACUGACCAUGAUAAUGGAUUGCAAAUAUACAGUCCCUAAACACGUAUCGAAACACUGCAAAGAUCUUAUCCCUCGCAUGCUGCAGAGGGAUCCAAAACGAAGGGCAUCUUUGGAAGAGAUUGAAAACCAUCCCUGGCUGCAAGGAGUUGAUCCAUCUCCAGCCACAAAAUAUAACAUCCCUCUGGUUUCCUACAAAAACCUGUCCGAAGAAGAGCAUAACAGCAUCAUACAGAGAAUGGUCCUGGGCGACAUUGCUGACAGAGAUGCAAUUGUUGAUGCUUUGGAAACAAACAAGUACAAUCAUAUUACAGCAACUUAUUUCCUGCUGGCUGAGAGAAUUCUGCGGGAGAAACAACAGAAAGAGACACAGAUGAGAUCAGCCAGUCCCAGUAACAUCAAGGCUCAGUUCAGGCAGUCUUGGCCAACAAAGCUUGAUGUACCACAGGACUUGGUAGAUGAUUUAACUGCUUCCCCUAUAGCACAUGUUGCUGUCCAACCGACUCCAGCUCGGAGUACAGAGAAUGUGUUGAAUGGCCACAGAAACAAAGGCUUUAUGGAGCCUCUAAAGAAAGAGGAUGUCCCUGAUUUCUCUAGUCCUGAUGUUUCUGGCCUGUCUCCUGUGAACCUGAAUCCAACAACAAGUGGCAAGAAAUGUCUCUUUAGGGUAGAGGAGGAUGAAGAGGAAGAGGAAGAAGAUAAGAAACCUAUUGCUCUCUCUACACAAGUUGUCCUUCGACGCAAACCUUCUGUUACAAACCGCCUUACCUCCAGGAAAAGUGCUCCAGUGCUGAACCAGAUCUUUGAGGAAGGAGAAUCAGAUGACGAGUUUGAUAUGGAUGAAAAUCUUCCCCCUAAACUGAGCAGAUUAAAAAUGAACAUUGCAUCUCCAGGCACUGUUCACAAGAGAUAUAAUCGAAGGAAAAGCCAAGGGCGUGGAUCAAGUUGCAGUAGCUCAGAAACUAGCGAUGAUGAUUCCGAGAGCAGACGCAGGCUGGAUAAAGAUAGUGGAUUUACCUAUUCCUGGCAUAGACGCGAUAGCAGUGAAGGGCCCCCAGGCAAUCAAGGUGAUGGUGGGGGGCAAAGUAAACCAAGCAAUGGAAGCACUGGCGUUGACAAAACAAACCCAAGCGAUAACAAAGGAGGUGGCAGUCCCUCUAACACAUCAAGUGGAAACAACAACAACCAGUCUGGAAACACUCGCAACUGCACUGGAUCUGCAAACUCUGUACAGCAAUCGCCCAGAAGUGCUGGAGAGUUGGUGGAAAGUUUAAAACUAAUGAGCCUCUGUUUGGGCACGCAGCUACAUAACGGGGCUAAGUAUAUAAUUGACUCUCAAAAUAAUCUCUCUUUUUCUAGUGUUAAAGUCCAGGAGAAAUCCAGUUGGAAAAUGUGCGUCGGCUCGAACGGCAUCGCCAGUAAAAUCGCACCGGCUGGAAGUGUAAAAUUAUUCUCUGACCAAAUGUCAGACACCGUUAAAGACAAAGAACUUUUAAAGAACAAAAACUUUAAAAAUAAUGUGUUACAGCUACCUCUUUGUGAAAAAACAAUAUCUGUGAAUAUCCAGCGAACUCCCAGGGAGGGACUUCUAUGUACUGCUAGUCAGACCAGCUGUUGCCAUGUCAUUUAAUGCUGGCUUGACACCAUUAACAACAUCUUAAUGGCUGUGAAUACUUACUUUGUGUUUAUUCCAUUUUGUUGUCUUGAGUUUUUCCACCCUCACCUUUCUUUUAAUUGAACUUUUUGGCAAUUAUUUAUUACCAUUUUAGUUUGUGUUUGCCAUAUAGGACAUUUUAUUUGUGCACGUGCUAGCAAAUAAUUCACUCAUCAGCUCAUCUAAGAUGUUUUAUUGUAUAGAUUCUGUGUUUUUAAUAUAAAAAAUGUAAAUCUGGCUUCUCCUUGAGCAUUACCUAGGGCAUAAUUUGUGAAGAGCACUUAGAAGUCUCAUGUUUAGCACUUACAAAGAGAAAGCCUUGUUGUUUUCUUACAUUCUCUUGAUUCCAGACCUGAGUUCUCUUAUUUUCAUGUCCCUAAGUGUGUCUGUGAUAGAACCAAAGCAAUAAUGUUUUUAUGUUGGCAUCAUCCCGAGAGGCUUGCUGAUAUCACAAGCUCUUCUCCGCAUUAGAUGCAGUGUUCCAGAGCAUCAUGUCCCAAAGCCAUCUUUAAGCUCGCCUAGAAUGCCUCCCAGUUUCUACGGUAGUGACAAUCCGUUCUGCCUUUGAUGUGUUUGUUACUUCUUUCGAUUUCAUUCUUUACAGAGAUCUGUCCCGCAAUGUAGUUAUCAACUUGUAAUUUUUUUUCUCCGUACAAUUCUAUUCCUUUUUCCUGUUGCCAGGUGCAGGUCAAACUGAACCACAUCUACCUGAGCUGUUUACAUUGUUGCUUUCCAGAUUCCUUAGUAUUUUAGGUGUAAUGAUCAAGUUCCACUUCUUUACAUUUGUACCAUAAUAAAGAAACAGUUUGCAUAUG
Xenopus laevis (African clawed frog) is the source of this 3567-nucleotide messenger RNA. RefSeq names its product SNF related kinase S homeolog (gene snrk.S). Gene Ontology annotation, biological process: intracellular signal transduction. Gene Ontology annotation, molecular function: adenyl nucleotide binding; magnesium ion binding; kinase activity. The coding region runs from base 434 to 2728 and encodes 764 amino acids. Gene Ontology annotation, cellular component: cytoplasm; nucleus. The transcript is spliced from 6 exons. The record is from RefSeq and is a predicted model, not a curated record. Lineage: Eukaryota; Metazoa; Chordata; Amphibia; Anura; Pipidae.